Messenger RNA from Rhododendron vialii, 984 nucleotides. Its product is annotated as dormancy-associated protein homolog 3-like. The transcript is spliced from 3 exons. The record is from RefSeq and is a predicted model, not a curated record. NCBI's taxonomy places the organism in Eukaryota, Viridiplantae, Streptophyta, Magnoliopsida, Ericales, Ericaceae. Bases 370 to 735 code for a protein of 121 amino acids.
AUUCGAGAAAUUUUUCAGUGGCGGAUGGGUACCACGUGAUCCGCUCGACACAUUUUAGCCGUCCGAUGCGAUUUUGAAUGGCUCGAAUUUAGAGGGAGAAAGAAGAGGGGUGAGAGGAGAGAGAAUAUUUUAAUUUGAACCUUUUAAAAAUACAUCAGACAGCUCAAGAAUGCUGCGCAGACACUACAUGAAAUAUACCCGCUCGGCACUGAAAAAUUCUCUCCUCUCCUUCUCUUCUCUCUUUAAAAUCUCUCUCCCCUGUCCCCACUCCUGCAAUUACACUUCUCUCGCAGUACUCGUUGGGAAAUCCAAUACCUUACUACUACUUCCGAGACCCGAGACGACGACCGCCGACGGCUAACGCGCGCCAUGAGCUUACUCGACCAGCUCUGGGACGACACGAUCGCCGGCCCACGGCCUGAUAAAGGCCUCGGGAAGCUCCGGAAACAGCCGACGUUUACGCUCCGGGCGUUGAGCUCCGGCAAGGAAUCGGACGGCGGGAGUGUGGAGGAGGGUGUUAGGGUGACACGGAGCAUCAUGAUAGUGAAGCCUCCCGGUGUUACUCAGAACGAUUCGCCUCCGGUUUCUCCUGCGGGUUCUACAACUCCGGUAUCUCCUUUCUCUGGUGGAAGAGAGGCUUACCGAUUUCGGAGGAGGUCUAUAUCGGACGUUUACGAGAAAGCAAACGGGACCGGAUCCAGAAGCGCUCCUCCUCCUCCUCCUUAUGGCAUGUGACAUUUGAGAUCUCUUCUCUCAUCAAUCGAUAGAAAAUGUCCCCGUACCUUCCUGUUUUUAGCCACUUUUGAGUUGAAAAUGUGUGUUUUGGUCAGCUUUGUAAAUAUUGGGUGAGCUAUUGUAUGCAUGUAAGCUUGUUUGGAACUUGCUCUCAGGGUGUGGAGGUUUUCUAUGUCAUUUUUGCUAUUGUAUGCAUGUAAGCUUGUUUGGAUCUUGCUCUCACAAUUGACUCAUUUUCGUUGGAGUGAA